Molecule: messenger RNA, 302 nt
Organism: Staurois parvus
Lineage: Eukaryota; Metazoa; Chordata; Amphibia; Anura; Ranidae
Source: the annotation of a GenBank genome assembly
UGAAGUAUGGUGGUGAUCAGCAUACUGGUAUGGUGUAUGGCAAUGAUCAGGAUGCUGGUAUGGGGUAUGGCAAUGAUCAGGAUGCUGCUAUGGGGUAUGGCGGUGAUCAGGGCACUAGUAUGGGUAUGGUGGUGACCAGGACUCUGAUAUGGGGUGUGGCGAUGAUCAGGAUGCUGGUAUGAGGUAAGGCUGUGAUCAUUACAUUGGUAUGGUGUAUGGCAGUAAUCAAGGCACUGGUAUGGCAUAUGGCAGUGAUUAGGACACUGGUAUGCAGUAUGGUGGUGACCAGGACUCUGAUAUGG